Messenger RNA from Lates calcarifer (barramundi perch), 3574 nucleotides. RefSeq names its product non-SMC condensin II complex, subunit G2 (gene ncapg2). Gene Ontology annotation, cellular component: condensin complex; nucleus. Lineage: Eukaryota; Metazoa; Chordata; Actinopteri; Centropomidae. The record is from RefSeq and is a predicted model, not a curated record. The transcript has 27 exons. Gene Ontology annotation, biological process: mitotic sister chromatid segregation.
GAAUCGACUUUAUCCAAAUUUGCGCGGGUUUAGUGUUGUUAUGGGAGGCUGUCGCUGACUCAAGAAACUAGGAAUAAAAAGGUUUAUCGGAAAUAUUCACGUCGAAACCUGAAAACAUGUCGAAGCGAGAGGCAUUUUUAGAAGCCGCUCGUAAAGAAAACGUGGAGGACUUCCUUCAUUUUGUCCAGCUUCACAGGGACAAAGCUGACCCCUUUGAUGUGGAGGAGGUGGUGCAGGAGAUGCCCAGAGACCAGAGGGAGGCUCUGUGGGGAAGACUUGCCUUGCUCCUCCAGGACGUCCUGCAGCAGCUACCUCCGGAGCGCUGGGAGGAGGCCAGAGAGGAGGGCAUGGAGGUGGAGUCAGCUGCUGACCCUAAACAUGUCAUGGCUGUUGUGGAUGGUGUGACACUGGUGGCUUUAGUGUCUCUAAAGGUUUUACAAGAUGGUGACACCUACCAUAUCCUUCUGGAAAUUGCCCACGAGCUUCACGCUGUUCUGGUGUCGCUGCCUGUCUCAGAGGCACCUCUGCAGCUCCACAUCCACACGCUGUGUGAGGCCUGGUGGAAGAAGGGGCUGGACGAGAAAGAAAAGUUUGGGCGCACUGCUUUUCUCAUCUCUUUGCAGAAGAGCUUCAUUUUGAAGAAACCAGGUGUUGAGAUCCAAAGACUCUGGAGUCUCCAUGAUGUGCUUUUGAGUCUGGACUACACAUCAGAAGACAACAAGCAGAUAAUCGACUUGUUGCUUCAGUGUUUUCACCGUCCUAUUUACAUUAGAAAUGAUGAUGGAAAGCGAUUCCUGGUGUUUCUUUUCAGCUGGAACAUCAACUUCAUCUGGCUUAUUCAUGGCACCAUCAAAAACCAGCUGGAGUUUUAUAGCAAGACCAUGACAACUCAUAUUACGGAGGUCUACUUCAGAGCAUGGAAGAAGGCUAGUGGAGAUUCCCUGGAGCAGAUUGAGAGCUCAUGCAUUCAGGAUUUUAUGCAGUGUGCCAUUUUCCUUCAUAGGGCAUCUCCUGUCCAUGCCAAAGUCCGACAGAUUGUGAGCUACUUCCACACAAGGAAGGGCUGUCACAAAGUGGACAAGAUGCUCUGUAAUCUCUACAGGCCCAUUCUCUGGAAAGCUUUAAGUGCUUCUAACUUUGAGGUACGUGCGAAUGCCACUUUGCUUUUCACUGAUGCCUUUCCAGUCAAUGACCCGGAUCAGAACAAUGAGAAUAUAGAUGCAAGCAUUCAAAAGCAGCUGGACACAGCGAUGGGCCUUCUCGAAGACCCUCACCCCACCGUGCGCUCCAAUGCCACUCUAGGAGUCUGUAAGAUCCUGGCUAAGUGCUGGGAGCUUCUCCCUCCCAUGAUUAUCACAGACUUCCUGAAGAAGCUGGUGAUGGAGCUGGCGGCCGACACCAGCUCCCCUGAUGUCCGCUGUUCAGUCUUCAAGUGUCUGACUAUCGUGCUGGACAACGCUCUCAGCCAUCCACUGCUAGAAAAACUGCUGCCCACUCUCAAGUACAGCCUUCACGACAACUCGGAGAAAGUCCGCAUAGCUUUCCUUGACAUGCUUAUCAAGGUCAAAGCAGUACGUGCUGCCAAGUUCUGGGACGUGUGCAACAUGGACCACCUGCUGGCCCGCCUAGCUAUCGAUUCCCAUUCAGUCUCCAAGCGCAUUGUCGAUCUGCUCUUCAAGUCCUUCUUCCCUGUCAACGAGUCAGAGAGGGAGUGGUGCUGUCGGUGCAUCACCCUCAUGCAGAUGAAUCCUACAGCUGCCAGGAAAUUCUAUCAGCAUGCAUACAAACACACAGCCCCAACUAACAUAAUAAAGCUGAUGUUGGCCAUUCGCCGUGUUCUGAACAGCUGUAUCCAGACUGACUGCGACCUGACUGAGAUUAAUGAUAGCAACAAGGAGAACAGCGCGCAGGCUGAACCUGUUAUGUUGGGGAAAGAUGUGGCUGUUGUGUCCGGUCUGCUGGAGGUCGUGGUCAUCCUGUGGAGAAGUGUCGAAAAGGCCCUGAAACAAAACGAAGAGGCCCACAAGUACACUGUCGCCAAGUUUGGAAAUGUCAUGUCCAAGUAUUUCCAAACCUUUGAGGAUGAGCGAUGCACUGUACCUCUCAUACAGCUGGCCUCAUUUCUACCCCCAGCUGCAGUUCCAACAUUCAGCUGUGGCGUUCUGUCCCGGUUGAGGAGGAUGGACCCAGGAGUUGUGCCAACACAGUACAGCCAGCUGUUAGACUGCCUCUGUAGCUGGGGCCAGGCUGCUGACAUCCUCGACCUCGUCACCGACUGGCUCACUGAAGCUCUGCCCAAGCAAGGGGACAAGGCUAACUCCAGUCGAAAGGUGCGUAUCAUGGAGACAGUGGAGGCCAAACCAGACCUGGCACUGGCCUACCUGGACUACCUGUUCAGCCACACCUCAACGCAAGAGAAAGUCCUGGCACUUGGUCAGAGACCUCUGAAGCAGCUCCACACAGUUCUAGGAAACUGGAAGUCCGUGCUGUACACUCAUCUUAGCUCCACUACAGAAGAUCCUAACAGUCCCAGUUUGGACACUGCACUCAAAGCCUUUGUGUUCCAUGGCUGUCUUGGUGCACAUCUGCAACACUAAUGUGAGUUUCUGACGUUUCAUGCCUCGGAGGGUCGUGACUACCUGCUCUCCCUGGAGCAUAUGGCAGCUUGGGUCGCUGAGAGGGUGUUGCCCUUCCUGGUUAAACGCAGCAACGAUGGUGGGGAGGAUUCAGAGAAGUCGCUGCCACUGGCCGCAGAGAUAACUGAGAGCUUCUUGACAGUGUGCCGAGAUGUUUUGCUCGUGGGUUUGGGCGACGAAACGUUCAAGGGUCAAAUCCUACACCUGUGCUCGCUCAUCCUCCUCUCAGAGACAGGCUACCUCUGCAUUCCUGCAGUGCUGCCAAUUUUGAAGGAGGUGGCAGAUAGUUAUGUACCAGACGACAACAACCAGGUUCAGGAAAAUCAGGAGGAUGCAACCACUGUCAUUCUUGGUGUAGUGGCCAACAUCUUUCAAAAGAUUAUAGAGCUCUUAGCUCGCCGCCUUAGGAAGGAACCAGAGGACGGAAAACGGCUGUGUCAGUCAGCUGUGCCUGCUCUGUCAGACUUCCUCCAAGUGGCACAAACCUGGGACAGAGCACCUCUCAGCGGGGUCUUCUCUACUGUUUUUGCUGUCAUCAUCGUGGAGAAUAGACAUUUGCUCCAGAAGAUUACCCAUCCUGAAGGGGUGAUGACCCCAGAGUCAGUGGAAGAUAUGCCUCCUCUGUCCAACAUCCUGCUGUCUGUUGUCCUCAAGUCACCGUCUGUUAGCAGGGCAUUUUUGACAGAGGUCUGCUCAUCUCUGGACUCUGAGGCCAUCAGCAGUCUGAGUGAACUGGCUGCUGUUCUGCACGUCUUGUCUGUCAUCAAACACAUGGGGCAAUCUAAAGCAGGCUUGAAGAGCGCAGCCACAUCUGUACACCAGCAGCUUUACAAACAUGCAGUCACAUCUGCAGACAGCAGAGACAUCCAGAGGGUUAUUUUUGAAUCCUCUGUGAAGACCUUGAAUGAAAUUCUGGAUUUAUAAGCUCCCUUCUUUUU